Camelina sativa (false flax) is the source of this 1022-nucleotide messenger RNA. RefSeq lists its product as uncharacterized. NCBI's taxonomy places the organism in Eukaryota, Viridiplantae, Streptophyta, Magnoliopsida, Brassicales, Brassicaceae. The record is from RefSeq and is a predicted model, not a curated record.
GAAAUCAAAAAAGAAAGAAAGAGACAGUAGCUCUCAACUCAAUCAAAAAGCACCAAACCAAAGUUACCAAACUUCUCAUCACAAAGAGAGAAAGAAGAAGAAAGAAGAAAGAAACAGAGCAAAACAAAACAGCCAUGGCAGAGAAAGAGAAGAAAAGUAAAAAGAAGAAGAAGAAAGAGAAGCACCAAUCUUCAGACAUAUCUUUCAAACCUUCCUCCGACGUAAAAGGUCUCAAAUUCGGCGGCCAAAUAAUCGUCAAAUCAUUCACAAUCCGACGAGCAAGAACACUCGAGCUUCUCAAACUCCUCUCCCUCCCUUCUUCAUCAUCCCCUCCGCUUCUUUCCACCGCGGCGUAUCUCCCGACGAACUUCACGAUCCUUGCGCACCACGCUUGGCACACGCUAACACUCGGCUUAGGAACAAAGAAAUCAAAAGUAGUGGUGUUCGUUUUCGAAACAGAGGAGAUGAAAGCAUCGGUCGUUGCGGCGGAGGGAGGGAUCUGGCCGACGGAGAUACCACUCGGAGAUGUGAACAAGAAGAUGAUCAGGAAGUUAAAGAAUUGGGAGAUGGCGAGGUUUAAGUUCAGGAAAGGUUGUAUAACGUUUUACGUAUACGCCGUGAGAAACGCCGGGAAUGAAGGGUUUGCUGCGGCGGAGGACUUAAAGGUAAUAUUACAAGCGGUGGUGGCUUUGAAAGACUUCAUGGAUCACACCGCAAUGCUUGUAAUGCCCCACCAGAAAAGUAUUAAUUACAACUCUUGUCCUCCUUUUGCCAUGGCUCACUAGAGAAACUUUGAACAUUUACAUUCAAGUGUGCCUCUCUUUUUUUUUUUUUCUUCUUUUUUGUUACUACUUUUAUUUAUUUACAUAUAUAAAAAGAAAAGUUCUGUUUAUUUAUUUAUUUUUGGUUCCCUAGUGAAUUGUGAUGAGGGAUUGUUAUAUGAAUUUUGUUGCUUUUUUUUUUUGGGGUGGAAGAUUAUUAUGGUAUGAAUAAGAUUAAACUGUUAAGUUGGGUUAGUUUUU